UUCAUUUUAUUUUUAAUAAUCAUUCGGGCGCUUUGCUCACGGCUAACAAUGGCGGAGCGACACGUCAAUCAAAAAUACAGGAAGCUGGCAAAGUUUACGCUGGUCCUAAUGCUCCUAUUCGGCGUCCAUUUCACAAUAUUCCUCUUCAUUUCCGACAGUCCGGACAUGGUAGUGCCUAAACUCUACGCCGAGAUGUUCAGUAAUGCCUUCCAGGGAUUCUUUGUCUCUAUGUUUUUCUGCUUUCUAAAUGAAGAGGUUCUAUUAGCAGUGCGGCGGGGUUGGAGUCGUUUCAUGGCGCGGCAGAGGAGCAAGCGACAGCUGACGGAAAGUCACCGACUUCACGGGCCGAGAUCUACCGAAACCAAGCACAUCCUGAGUGGCAAGAAAGACCGGGGAGUUCAGGUCUACUCCAAGCGUGAUGGAGACAACCGGGGUAGCGAGUUUCAGGCUACCAUGACGACGUCGUGGCGAGGAGGAAACAGGGGAAAACCUGGGGAUUCCCCGGGCCAAGACACUGGUGAGGCCAAAACCAGGAGAAAGUGUGUGUUCCUUGAUAAACGUCCCACCUCUGCCGGAAAUCCGGAGGCUGUGUGUGUGCUCCACGACAGAAACAGCACCCGGAACCCGGACAGCGUUUCGCCGGAAUCUGGAGAUCAGUCUUCGCGGGGGUCCUCGUUUGAGCGCGCUUUGGACUCAGGUGUCCACAGUUCUUGA
Molecule: messenger RNA, 714 nt
Organism: Liolophura sinensis
Lineage: Eukaryota; Metazoa; Mollusca; Polyplacophora; Chitonida; Chitonidae
Product: parathyroid hormone 2 receptor-like
Exons: 5
Coding region: 49-714 (221 amino acids)
Biological process (GO): adenylate cyclase-modulating G protein-coupled receptor signaling pathway; cell surface receptor signaling pathway
Cellular component (GO): plasma membrane
Molecular function (GO): G protein-coupled peptide receptor activity; peptide hormone binding
Source: RefSeq, a predicted model, not a curated record